AUGUUCGGGAGCGAAGAAGGAGAAGGGGAAUCAGAAGAUUCGGGAUCAGAGAAAAAUGACACGGCAGAGGAAGAGGAACUAGAAGUAAGUCUCAAUACCCUCGCAAAUUCUGUGAAUCCACGUAUUUUUCGUAUCAUGGCUAAGCAUAGAAUAGAAUCCUGGGAGGUACUCAUAGAUACUGGGAGUAAUAAUAAUUUUAUUCAAGAGGCUUUGGUAGAGAAAAUGGGGUUGAAUUGGGAAGAGACUAGGCAAUUUAAGGUGUACAUGGGCAAUGGGCAUUAUCUGUUCACUAUUGAGUAUAAGGCUGGUAAGGAGAACUCGGCUGCAGAACCCUUAUCCCGGCGACAUGAAAAGCAAAAUAUUCAGCUUCGAGCAGCAAUAUCAGCGGGCAGGUAUGAUCUCUUGUUAGAAUUGAGGCAAGAGAACAUGAAAUCACCUGAAUUGCAGGAACUCCAGAAACAAGUGCUCGAGGGGACUGGACAAGACAACCACUAUAGUUUAUGA
Molecule: messenger RNA, 504 nt
Organism: Fraxinus pennsylvanica
Lineage: Eukaryota; Viridiplantae; Streptophyta; Magnoliopsida; Lamiales; Oleaceae
Source: the annotation of a GenBank genome assembly